AUGGCUGCACUUCCGCAGUCCUACGAGACGCGGCUGGUGGCGGUGUCCGCCUCCAGCGUCAACCAGCAGCGCAUUAACUACGGUAGUCGCGUGCUCUUGCCAUCCAGCGUGCUGGAUGACCUGUGCCGCAUGACCAUGGUGUAUCCCCUCCAGUUUGAGAUCAUCACCCCGAGUAAGAAGCGUGUGUACGCAGCCGUUCUCGAGUUCAACGCGCAGGCAGGUUCGGUGGUGCUGCCGGACUGGAUGUUCCAGCACCUGGGUCUUCGUGGCACAAUGGUGGUAAAGGUGCAGAGCUGCAGUCUUCCGCCAGGAUCCCUCGUGAAGCUCCGGCCGCAUCAGAAGGCGCUUGUCAUGUUCGAGAAUCCGCGGAACCUGCUGGAGCUACGCCUUGCUCAGUAUCCCGUGCUCACCAAGGGCACCACUAUCGUGAUUAGCUACGUGGAUCGUGAGUUCCAACUCGACCUGGUGGAAAUCAUUGACAUGAAGCAGCAGCUCGUAAAUGGUAUCCUAACGGUGCGUGCCGACGGUGCACCAGUGAUGCUGAAGGUUGACUUUGAACGGCCGCUUGACAUGCCACCGUCGCCGCUAGAGACGCCAAUUUCUGCGGCCGCAUCACCAACUGGCGCCAACGUUAUUGGCGCGAGUACUCCAACUGGUGUGCAGUUUCAACCCUUUAACUUCCGGCCGCCGAGUCUCACGGACGGUCCUAAAGUGCCUGCUGGGGCACAACCGUUGAACCACCAACCAGGUCAAUCAUACUCCUCGUUCACAGGAGCGAAAGGCAGCAGCUCCACCGCCGAGCAAGAGCACCCUGCCUUCACCGGCUCUGGCCGAACCGUGCGUGGAGUCCUGCUGUCUGAGAAUCAGUCAAACGAAGUCUCAGCAAGACUUCCUGCUGCACCGCCGAUUGCGCAUCCCUCUCCGGAGGAGCUCCGUGCGAUGCGACUGAAGGCCCUCGGUGGAGAAAGGCGCUCAUGA
Leishmania braziliensis MHOM/BR/75/M2904 is the source of this 978-nucleotide messenger RNA. RefSeq names its product putative ubiquitin fusion degradation protein. Gene Ontology annotation, molecular function: polyubiquitin modification-dependent protein binding. Gene Ontology annotation, cellular component: VCP-NPL4-UFD1 AAA ATPase complex. The transcript has a single exon. NCBI's taxonomy places the organism in Eukaryota, Euglenozoa, Kinetoplastea, Trypanosomatida, Trypanosomatidae. The coding region runs from base 1 to 978 and encodes 325 amino acids. The record is from RefSeq and is a predicted model, not a curated record.